CAUCACGCCUGCCGUAGCUGCAUCUACCCGAGAGUGGCGCCAGACCAAUAACGUUACGUGAACCACAAGAUUUAUGUGUCAACGUGCAGAGCUGAUCUAAAGCGGAGCUGUCAGAGACUGAGGCAGCAGAGCUCGAGCCCGAUCCAGCUGCUGCAUUCAGACGCGGUGGGUGGCUUCAGAUGCCCGGUCUUCGUCGGAGCUUGAUUUAAGCAGGACAGUGGUCGUUUCCUUUUAGUAUUUUGCCGUUUUUUUUAUUAGUUACGUUCGCACUGAGAGAUUCGUAAGUGGUCGUACCAUAAUAACGAUUGUUAACGGGUUUCCGCUAUGAUUUAAAUGAGGCGACACACCUUUUUUAUGUCGGGGUGGUGUAAUAUAAGCUAUCAAAAGACGGCUAGCAGUUAGCUGUUAGAUAGAGUUUUUCACCGUUCGUCAACUGCGCGUUUGCAGAGGGAUGCAUGAACGCAAUGCAUUAAAAAACGUAAGGGACACAUUGCAUGUCGAGAUCCGGCGGAGCGCUGCUGAUUGUGAACAGCUCGUGUCAAGACCUCGCCAAAGAGCCACGCGCGGAGAGGGAUUUGAUUCAUCCGAGCCUGCUCGCUAAACAUGGCCUCUGCAGCCAACAACCUCGCUUCAUCCAUUGCCAGCAAAUACAAGAAGAAACAUUUCGUGUCUCAGAAGGUGAAGCUGUUUCGGGCCAGCGACCCGCUGCUCAGCGUCCUGAUGUGGGGAGUCAACCACUCGAUAAAUGAACUCAGUCACAUCCAGAUUCCUGUUAUGCUGAUGCCUGAUGACUUCAAAGCCAACUCAAAGAUCAAGGUGGACAACCACCUCUUCAACAAAGAGAACAUGCCAAGCCAUUUCAAGUUUAAGGAGUAUUGUCCCCUAGUCUUCCGCAAUCUGAGGGAGCGGUUCUCCAUUGAUGAUCAGGAAUAUCAGAACUCUCUGACACACAGGGCCCCAAUUCCCAGUGACGCUCAGGGCCGUAGUGGAGCUCGUUUCCACACUUCAUACAACAAGAGGUACGUCAUCAAGAUCAUCACCAGUGAGGACGUGGCCGAGAUGCACAACAUUCUCAAGAAGUACCACCAGUAUAUAGUUGAGUGCCACGGAAACACGCUGCUCCCUCAGUUUCUGGGCAUGUAUCGCCUCACAGUGGAUGGAGAUGAGACCUACAUGAUCGUUACUCGUAAUGUCUUCAGUCAACGGCUGCCUGUUUACAAAAAAUAUGACCUGAAGGGAUCAACAGUGGCAAGAGAGGCUACCGACAGAGAGAAGCCACGUCCACCUGAGGAGGGUCCGUCCAAAUCACGCAUGAGCCAAAAGCUACAAACCAUCCGGAUUGCCACACGCUUUUACUGCGCCAUAAGACACACCAAGGAGCUUCCAACUUACAAAGACAAUGACUUCAUCAAUGACGGCCAGAAAAUCAUCAUAGAUGAAGAGAACAAGAAAAUGUUUCUGGAGAAACUCAAGAAUGACGUAGAGUUCCUGGCCCAGCUGAAGCUGAUGGACUACAGUCUGCUGGUGGGGAUCCAUGACGUGGAGCGAGGGGAGCAGGAACAGCCGGAGGAGGAGAUUGAAGACAAUGACGCUGGGGAGGAGGAGGGGACGGAGAGUGAUGGAGGGGCCACUGGCUCCCCGCCAGACAGCCCCAGUUACACACUAGACAGCAAUAGACCUCUGGGCCCGGGAGAGUUUGACCCCGUCAUUGAUGUAUAUGCCAUCAAGAGCCAUGAAAAUGCUCCUAAAAAAGAAAUCUACUUCAUGGCAGUGAUUGACAUUCUUACUCCGUAUGAUGCCAAGAAGAAAGCAGCCCACGCAGCUAAGACGGUCAAACAUGGGGCAGGGGCAGAGAUCUCGACGGUCAACCCCGAGCAGUACUCAAAGCGGUUUUAUGAUUUCAUCACCACUAUUCUGUCCUAACCGCUUCCUGAGGCUGUAACAUUAACAGGUGGUCACAUAUGAUCUCAUAUCCUGGGAGAGGUUUUGCUGAGUCUCUCUCUCUCUCUCUCUCAUGUCUGGGAUCUGUCAAGAUCUU
Molecule: messenger RNA, 2038 nt
Organism: Carassius carassius (crucian carp)
Lineage: Eukaryota; Metazoa; Chordata; Actinopteri; Cypriniformes; Cyprinidae
Product: phosphatidylinositol 5-phosphate 4-kinase type-2 alpha-like
Exons: 11
Coding region: 604-1923 (439 amino acids)
Biological process (GO): phosphatidylinositol metabolic process
Molecular function (GO): phosphatidylinositol kinase activity
Source: RefSeq, a predicted model, not a curated record